Heterobasidion irregulare TC 32-1 is the source of this 810-nucleotide messenger RNA. RefSeq lists its product as uncharacterized. The coding region runs from base 1 to 810 and encodes 269 amino acids. Gene Ontology annotation, molecular function: protein binding. The transcript is spliced from 4 exons. NCBI's taxonomy places the organism in Eukaryota, Fungi, Basidiomycota, Agaricomycetes, Russulales, Bondarzewiaceae. The record is from RefSeq and is a predicted model, not a curated record.
AUGGCCUCCAUCGAUACACCCUCUGACCGCGAACGCCCGCGCACCGAGCUCGAUGCCGAGCUGCUCAUAAAUCACCCAGCGCUUUACUUCGAUGACGGAGACGUCAUCUUACAGUGCGGCAAGACCCUCUUCCGCGUCCACCGCGGCAUCCUCCUCAAGCACUCCACCUUAUUCCAGGAGAUGCUCGCCCCCGCGCGUGACACCCUGCGCGAUUGUACGUUGCUCAAGGUCGUCGACGACAAGGACGAUAUGGAGGCUUUUUUGAACACAAUACACGAUGGUUUCACUAUCGAUGCUUCCCACAUCACCAUCGAGAAACUUCCGACACUCUCCGGUAUCCUCCGCCUCGCGUACAAAUAUCGCCCGCACACCGAGGAUCUGAUCGUGCACCCCGCCGCAGUGAUUGCGCUCCUCCGCUCCAUCAACUACGCCGACAACGCCCUGCUCUCCGCGCUUUUCUACGACCUCAACCGCCGCACGCAGCAGCUCGGCGGUGCCUACGGGCAUCAUCUCGCCUCGCUCUCGGAGGCCGACAUCGGGCGCCUCAUGUCCUGCCACGCGCUCGUCUCGGGGUUUUGGCACUCGCCCGCGGGACAGCGGUGCCUGCUGAACAUGCAGGACCUGAUAUCGCAGCCCGUGGAGAAUUGGGAGCUCGUGAAGGGGCAGGUGCAGGGCACGCUCGCGCUGCCAGGUCUCAGUCUGACCGGCCUGUGUUCCACAUGUCGCGCGGAGAUGGUCAAAUAUGUGGGGCAACAGCAGGCGACAUUGUGGGGAUCGCUGAGCCGACACUUUGACCUCGCCGAACAUUGA